Messenger RNA from Linum tenue, 457 nucleotides. NCBI's taxonomy places the organism in Eukaryota, Viridiplantae, Streptophyta, Magnoliopsida, Malpighiales, Linaceae. The record is from the annotation of a GenBank genome assembly.
GGUUCUUCUACAGAGAUCGUUGGGCGACUGGCAUUUCUAGACGUUGGCGCUUGGGUUCUUCCUUUCUUUUCGAAGGAUCUGGGUUCAUCGGAUCUUGCCUUCCCAGCAGAUUACUGCCAGAGCAAGGAAAGAAAUGCAAGAGAGUAGGCUUCUGGUUUCGUCAAUCGCAGAACCCUCCAUAAUCCCGAUUCCUUUCUCUGCCGGACCCAGAGCAAGAGAGUAUGCAUCGUUGUUCUUCUGGUUUUUGUAUUUCCAACCCAGAACCCUCCAUAAUCUCGAUUCCUUCCUUUGUCGGAUCCAGAGCAAGAAGAAAGACCACCGAGCUCCAUCAUCAUCGUCAAUAGUCAUCUUCAAUCAUCAAUCGCCAUUGUCAAUAUUCAUCUUCCCAUCGGUGGCCCCUGCAUCUGUCAUCUUCAAUCGUCAAUCGCCCUCGGCUCUGCUCGGAAGAUACCCUCGG